AUGCAAGAAACACCUACAGUAAAAAGCAUAAUUAACAAUCGAGAUCGUGACUGCUUGGGCUGUAGAAUUUUCAGUGGUUGCGGUCUCAUUGGCUCCGGCUUAUAUAUUGCAUAUCAUUCAAGAAAAUUUCCAAAACUGAUUGGAAAGACGACGAUGUACACUAUCGGAGCCGGUAAUUUGUCGAGUUCCUUUUACAUGCUUAUACAUUUUGUUUUUUAAAUUACUAAAGAAUGAGUGAUUUUAUGUCUCCCCCAUUUCGACAGAUAAAUAAUCCACGUAAAUAAACUUGCGCACAUUUACCUUUCACUUAAAAUUUAAAUUACUGUUAGAAAUCUUUUGGCAAUUAGUAAAGACGAUAUUUUUUUAUUAUUUUCAACUAAGGUGUUAUCUGUUCAGUUUUUUUGAUAAAAAAGAUUUAAUCGAUAAGUGAAUUUCGGAGAUUAUUUUACGUGGAAAUACAUACUUUUCAUUCAUCGUUGUAAAACACGUAAACAUGGCUCAUAAAAAUAUUCGUACACUUAUUGUACACUUAGAAAUUUCAUUUUGGCAUUGUAAUGAGGCAUGACUAUUGUAUAACUAUUUGCAAUAAGUAUCUUGUAGCCUCUAUAUAUAUAUAUUUUUUUUUCUAAUUUGUUUUAAACGUAAAUAGUAACCAAUGUUUCAUUAUAGAUUUAAUUAAGUUCUUAAAUGUUCAAGAAUUUUCCAUAAGUGUUCAAAUCCUUUCAUGAGCGAUAAGUUUCAGUUUCUAUUUAAUAUAAAGUUUUUGCAAAAUUCUUUCAGCUCUGAUGCUUCUUGGCACUGCUCGAGUUUUGGAUCUCCCUCCAUUUCGCAAACAGUUCAAUCACGGAUCGUAA
Messenger RNA from Heterotrigona itama, 854 nucleotides. The record is from the annotation of a GenBank genome assembly. Lineage: Eukaryota; Metazoa; Arthropoda; Insecta; Hymenoptera; Apidae.